This is a messenger RNA of Lagopus leucura (white-tailed ptarmigan), 696 nucleotides long. RefSeq lists its product as uncharacterized. The annotation marks the transcript as partial. Gene Ontology annotation, molecular function: protein binding; GTPase activator activity. The record is from RefSeq and is a predicted model, not a curated record. NCBI's taxonomy places the organism in Eukaryota, Metazoa, Chordata, Aves, Galliformes, Phasianidae. The transcript has 7 exons. Gene Ontology annotation, biological process: small GTPase-mediated signal transduction. Gene Ontology annotation, cellular component: Golgi apparatus; fibrillar center; cell cortex.
CGUGGAGCUGCAAUUGCAAUGGAUGCUUGUGGUCUGAUGUGCAGCCCCCUCUGAUGUGCUCAGAUGAGCCAAGUUUGCAAGGCCUGGCUCUCGGUUGUCAUAACCAUGGAACCACAGAAGCGUUACCCAGACAGAAGGAGCCUUUGUCACCUGGACUUCCUACCAAUGACACAGGCAGUGGAAGUCAGCAUCCCAAGCAUCCAUGAAACCCCUGCACAGGACUGGAAGAAAAGCUUGAUGUCUGUGCCAAGGGAGACGUACACUGCACUUGCGCUGCCUGGACGAUGUGGAAACUGGAAAUUCUGGGGUGUGCUGAAGCAUGCCCUCUCAGCUUUCGCUCGUGGAAGAACAGAGCAAAGUGACAAGAAACAGCUGCGAGUUCAAGGAAUUGUCUACCUUGUUCUGAUCUCCUGCCAGUUCCAGCUUGUUGUGCCUGCUGUGAUGGGCGUCGCGUGCAGCGAGAUCAGCUGUGGGCCUGACAUGACACGGAUGGAGGCUGAGAACAACGGGAAGCCCCUGCUGGUCCGUGAGGAGUCAUCUCUUAAUAUCCCAGCUAUUGGUGCUGCCCACGUUAUUAAGAGAUACGUUGCCCAGGCACCGGGUGAACUCUCCUUGGAGGUGGGAGACCUCGUGUGCGUCAUCGAUAUGCCGCCUCAGGAGCUGAGCCCACGCUGGAGAGGCAAGCACGGCUUUCAG